Messenger RNA from Pocillopora meandrina, 2921 nucleotides. The record is from the annotation of a GenBank genome assembly. Lineage: Eukaryota; Metazoa; Cnidaria; Anthozoa; Scleractinia; Pocilloporidae.
AUGCGUGCAUUGCCAAUAGAUUGCCAAAAGAACACUGCAGUUUGCCUGGAAGAAAUAAUGAAGGAACUCACCCAAGUUCGAUUUGAGGUUAACAUUCUCGCAAAGAACAGAACAUCGUUGAGAUGUAAGUAAGAUAUCCUUCGUUUACUCGUAUUUAUCAUUCCAUCUUCUCUAAAUCGUUACUUAUAUUACGGGAGACUAAUUCUGCAGAAUGGUGAAUCCAAUUUAUGUUUCAAGGGAGUAACUUUGCAAUUCUAAAAUAUACAGUUUUCUCUUCGUAGUUCUUAUCCUUUGCAAUACUCUUUUAAAAAGCAAUGUAGCUAAACAUGGAAAGGAAAAAAAGAAAAGGAUAACACUUUGAAAUGCUUGCAGUAACUUCCUCAGAAAGAGGCAACAAACGGUCUAUUAGAAUAAGAAACAGUAUAUUGUUCGGUUUGGAGCCGAUUCGGGGGGGAGGAACCGAGGAAUGAAGGUGUUCGUUCCAGAAUGUGUACGACAGUAUUGCCUCUGUGUGUUUGACAAACGUGAAUAAUAUAUAGAUAUAUAUAUAUAUAUAUAUAUAUAUAUAUAUUUUUUAUUUUUUUUUUUAUUUUUUUUUAUUUUUUUAUGUCCGUUCUAUUUUUGUCCUUUAUUGUCGUUUUUAUCCUCAUUAAUUUGUUUUAUACGUAAUCAAAAUUAACGAGAGUUGGAGGCUAAAGUUAAUAAGUGCGUGUCAACUAUUUUACGAUCAUAUUGUAGAUGAAAAAUCGCCCAAUUUUUCUCGUCUUUUGUGUCUGAGAUCCAUGAUUAUGACACUAUAAGUAUAUAGUUGCAGCACCCGAACACUUGCACCUUCAGAAUAAAUAUAAGCUAAGGAGAUUCCGUGCAACAGUUAUCGAAUGCUACUAUUGAAAUGAUAUUCCUACAUCAGUGCGGGAGAAGCCCACUAGAAAACAUUUUUUAAAGAGCAGUUUUUAUGUAUUACUUUUCUUAGUAUUUAUUAACGUCUUCCUUUCACUAUGGACUAUUGAUAUAUUUGUUGUUAAAAGUGUGAUUCCUAUUCCCUCUCAUAUAUCAAUCGCUUUUCUUCUAUUGUAUGAAAAAAAAUGUUAUUUGGCGUAAAGCUCAUCUAAUUAGCUUGCUUUAUUAUGCCUAUCUCCAAUUUUCUUCUAUUUUGUUGUAAUUAAUCAAAGGUUGUGAUUGUUGAAGUGAAGGGAAGAAUGAUAGAACAAAUAAUACAGAUUAUAAUGAGUGGAUCAAGUAGCACUUCUUUCGCUUAUAAUCAGUGUUCGUCUACAAAGUACGAUAAUAAACUUUCAUGUUCAUACCAUUUUAUUUUACACGACAAAUAAGAUAAAAGAUUUACGAAAAAUGUAGGUUCCGUCUUUUUCUUUCCAAGAUAUAAAUUUUUUAUACAUUUUUCGUCAGGUGCAAAUCUAUACCCACCCUCGUUUUAGACAUUCUCGCGCCAUCGGACACGUUUAUUUUAUCUUCAAUAGCUAAGAACUGCGCUGAGCUGUACAAAUCUGGUCAAAGGGUCAGCGGUGUUUACACAAUCGACCCGGAUGGUUCAGGCGCCUUUAAUGUAUACUGUGACCAAACUACAACCGGUGGGGGAUGGACGGUGAUCCAGAAGAGAAUGGAUGGCUCUGUCGAUUUUAACCGCACCUGGGAUGACUACAAGCAUGGCUUCGGUAACUUGGUCGGUGAAUUUUGGCUCGGACUGGACAAAAUAAACCGCCUGACACGAAACAAGACAAAGAACAAGCUUCGAGUAGAUCUUGGAGUAAAAACUGGCAAGACUGUUUACUCUGAGUAUGGCUGGUUUGGGAUUGGGACCGAGACAGCUAAGUACUGGCUAGACCUUGGCAAAAUUAUAGGUAAGUAGACCGUUUUUUUAGCAUUCAUCGCUCGAUCUUUAUACGUUACUUCUCUCUCAUCAAAAUCUCGAUCUAAAACUCCACGUAGUCGACUAAUGGUAUUAUUAAGUAGCAGGGUAGCCCUGAGGUAGACUCGCAUGUUCUGAUUGGUUCUUACUCGGUCGAGAGUUUGGUCCGAGUGCCACAUAACAAACUUCUUACUAAACUUAUUUUAUUUAUUUGUUUAUUUUUUUAUUUAUUUUCUUUUUUUUUUUUUUAACGGAAAACAACCACUUUUAAAUUGCAAAGACACUAUACGAACCCUUGAAUUAUGCGGAUUUCUUUUGUUCUGUUUUGAAACAGAUGCGACUGUUUCCAAUGAUUCACUCGGUCCUCAUAAAGGUUUCGUUUUUGGUACCUGGGAUAAGGUUCCUGCUGGUUGUGCUCAACAAAUAGGAGGAGGCUGGUGGUAUGACAGCAGUAUUACCCAAUGUGCUGUUUCGUCAAAUCUUAAUGGUAUUUAUCCACGUUGUGGAAAAGAAACCUUGGCCGCUAUCCACUGGGGAUACUUAGGGAGAAGUGCCAAGAGAAGCGCUCCAACAUCAACUGAAAUGAAAAUAAAACCAGUGGAAUUUAUGCGCGUGGCUUGAAUUCUACUUAAAUGAAAUGUGCAUCUACUGUUUGCAAAAAUCAAGAAGUGUUUUGUGUGACAACAAAACACCGAUUACUUUUUUCAAUCUCUUUACCUCAAGACUUAUAGAUUUUUAGAAUGCAAAUUAGAUUAAUGACAGCAUCAUAGACUCGACUACACUUUUGUUGUAAAGAAAAUAUAUCGUAAUCAGUUGGUAUCAGAAAUGUUUUAUUAUUUGCAGACUUUAUGGGAUUUGUUUAGAAUAAUGCGAUUAAAAUGUCACCAAACAUAAUUUUGGGAAAAACAUAUUUUCAUAACACCGAAAUUAAUUCAGAAAAAUUCUGUAUACUGUGGAACACUAUAUGCCAUAAGAUAGAGUUUAUAUAUGUUUUGUUAUUAAUACAAUAUUUUUUAUAUUUUCUAAGGAUUCUUCAACUUUGCUAUUUCAGUGC